Suillus subaureus is the source of this 402-nucleotide messenger RNA. RefSeq lists its product as uncharacterized. The transcript is spliced from 3 exons. Lineage: Eukaryota; Fungi; Basidiomycota; Agaricomycetes; Boletales; Suillaceae. The record is from RefSeq and is a predicted model, not a curated record. Bases 1 to 402 code for a protein of 133 amino acids.
AUGGUCUUUCACACAGCUGGUGAUGACCUGGAGUCACUAUUCUACAUCUUCAUUGAAUUUGUGACCACCUUCAAUGGGCUACAUGCCAUGACCAAAGACAAGACCAGGAAGCCCAUGUGGUAUGACUACUGGCUCCUCAUGGGUGACAAUUCCUGGGUUCCAAAUCCAGUUAUUCAAAAGUGGUGCCUUUUGAUUCUUGCAGCCGCUGAGGCUGCAAGUAAAAAAAAUGGCCCUCCAUCCAGUGUAUCUCAUGAGGAGCUUGCUAUGCUCUUCCAUAAAUGGCUCUCUCAGCUCCUCCCAGAGAUGCCCAAAGAUGUUUCAUCUGCUACAGCAUCCCCCCUCUCUAUGUUGUACAACUGGCCAGUACAUUACAUGUGCAAAUUUGCAAAUGUCUCCUGGUGA